Penicillium angulare is the source of this 1215-nucleotide messenger RNA. Its product is annotated as fungal specific transcription factor domain-containing protein. The transcript has a single exon. Bases 1 to 1215 code for a protein of 404 amino acids. Gene Ontology annotation, molecular function: DNA binding; zinc ion binding. Gene Ontology annotation, biological process: DNA-templated transcription. The record is from RefSeq and is a predicted model, not a curated record. NCBI's taxonomy places the organism in Eukaryota, Fungi, Ascomycota, Eurotiomycetes, Eurotiales, Aspergillaceae.
AUGGAUGAGGACCGUGUCAAUUUACCCAUGGUAGCUGAGUGGUCACGGCUACAAGACCCUGCUGAGCAUGAACAUGAACAAUCGCCUGACCCAAGCACGGCCGAGGGGGGGAUUCAGGUAUAUGGCGCCACAAGUUUGCUCCAUGAUCAAUCAUCAAGAACGCCAUUAGCAAAUCAAUUACACCCCCGAGGGGAUCAACAGGAAUUAGCAGCCGAAUUAGUAAAGGCCCAACUCAUCUCGAAUGCUGCCCUGCGCCGACAAGAAGAGCUCAAAUUGAUUUACAAUCCCAGCAUAGGAGCGAACAUUGACUUCGACGGCGUGUCUAUGGAUUUGGGGCUACAUUUAUUGAGCUUGCAUUGGAAUCGCUCGCAUUUGUCCUAUUUGUUGACAUACCGACCGGCAGUUAUGGAUAGUCUGUUCAAUAACGGACCUCAUAUCAAUAAAUUGCUGUUGAAUGCCAUUUAUCUACAGAGCAGCCUGUACAAUGAUCGGCUCCUGCCGCCCGAACUUCAUGGCCCAAAUAAUAAAGGAUUGGUCUUCUAUGAGCGAUUCAAGCGUCUUUUGCCCCAAUAUCUCGAUGCACCUGUCCUCCCGACGGUAGUAGCUUUGUUAACAUGCGGGGCCUGUCUCGUGCCAUACGGUAGACAAAGUGCAGGAUGGGCACUAUCCGGUAUGGCGUACCAGAUGAUAAUCGAGCUUGGGUGUCAUUUGGAAUUUCCUUCCUAUGGUGGCGAAAGAAACAGCACACCGAUGAUGAUCGAACAAGAGAUGAAAAAAAGAGUGUAUUGGGGAGCCUAUGUCAGUGACAAAUUUCAGUCACUGUUUCUCGGUCGCCCUCCAAUGAUGAAUGAAGAUACAGCCAAUGUAAAAAGCAAUUACAUGGAUUCAUUCGAGGAAAUGGAAGAAUGGCGACCCUACCAUGAUCCCGUCUCCCAGUCCAUCGAUCAUUCCACUCCGGCCUACUAUUAUCGCGGUACACCAUCAUAUGCUAUAAGCACAUUCCAAUCUCUAUUGCGACUCUGUAAAAUCGCAGCCAAUAUUGUCAAUACAUUCUAUUCGGCAAACAGCACGAGAAUAUCACAAAGAACGCUUUUGCAGACUAGGGAUACCAUUCUUGAACAACUCAAUCAAUGGCAUCAAACGCUUUCGCCUUGGCUACAAUUCGAUCCUACUGCGGAAUCAAUACUUGCGCCGCACCAAUUGACGCCACAGUAA